This is a messenger RNA of Nylanderia fulva, 5277 nucleotides long. The record is from RefSeq and is a predicted model, not a curated record. Lineage: Eukaryota; Metazoa; Arthropoda; Insecta; Hymenoptera; Formicidae.
AUGUCGGAUUUCGAGAACGGUCUCAUCGCGAUACGUGCGACCGUUCAAUUUAUGUCUCGGAUAGCAGUGAAUUAUAAGAAGGCCGGCAAGGAGAAAUUUACGAUUACGAAGACUAAGCUUCGCAUGGAGCAAUUACGGGAGCACUGGCAAACUUGCUGUAAGCAGCACGUCGAGCUCCUGCAGGUCGCUGACAAAGACGAUCUCCAACAUGAUUACUUCACUGACGACGAAAUUAGCAAAGCUGAAGCGGUGUUCGAGGACUCGCAAGAUUUCUUAGCAGGCCUACUCGACAAACAGGAGCUACGUACUCCAUCUGACGCUGAUCAGAGUUCUAUCAGCGUCCAUCACCCGUCUGGUCACGGGUCAUCAGCCUUCGCGCUACCAAGGAUCACCAUUCCAGUUUUCAAGGGCGAAAUGACCAAGUGGGAGAGCUUCCGAGACACCUUCCAGGCUUUAGUCGGCGCCCACGAAACUCUCUCGGACGCGCAGAAGCUACACUAUUUGAAGUCGUUCAUGGACGGGGAUGCUGCGCUUCUGUUGAAGCACAUCACGACUUCUGACUUGAACUACGCUGGAGCUUGGCAGAUUUUGUUGGAUGAGUAUAACAACGCACGGUCUCUAGUCCAUGCGCAUAUUCACGCGUUCGCGAGUCUCACUGUAAUGAAGACCGAAAACGCUGCCGAAUUAAAGCUGUUGCGCGAUACUGUAACCGCGUCGUUAUCGGCAUUAUCAAAUUUAGGCCGAGAUACCGAUCAAUGGGACGACUUGCUUGUGUACAUCGUCACUCAAAAGUUCAGCUCGCGUACUCGUACCGAAUGGAACUUGCGUUUAGGCGCGUCAACCGAUUACCCUACAUUUAAAACACUUCGCGAAUUUAUUACGGAACGUCUUCGCGGCUUAUCUGAUCUUGUGCCUCUUGUAACUAAUUGCGCUACCGCCGGCUUGUCCGCGCGUUCCGAUAAAUCGAAUAAAAUCAAGGCAACGGUUCAUAACACUACGGACCGUAAGUGUCCUUGCUGUCAGGGGAAUCAUUUCCUGUCAUUUUGUCAGACUUUCCGAAAACGGUCGCUAGACCAACGCGGGCAGCUCGCUAGACAAGCUCGCGUCUGCUUCAAUUGUUUAAGACCCGGGCAUUUUCCGCUAAAUUGUCCAAGUGAGAAGCGCUGUAACUCUUGUCAACGCGCUCACCAUUCAUUACUUCAUCGCGACAACAUCGGCGUAGCAAUCGCCGACGCUACGGAUCGAGAAGGUACGAAAUCGCGACACGAAUCCGCGGCAAAUAAAGCGUGCGAAGCACAAGGCGCAUUUAAUGACGCCUCCACCAACGUAGCGACUAAUUAUACCGUAUCUCUAGGUGCGCGAUCUCAAGCUCCGAUUCCCGUCCUUCUCGCUACCGCUCGGGUCCGACUUCACACGGUUGAAGGACGAACUGUACAGGCCCGCGCUCUCUUCGAUCAAGGCUCGACAUAUAGCUUUAUUUCGGAAGCUCUCGCACAGAGAUUACGUCCGACGCGACGUCGCGCGAAUUUACACAUUACCGGUUUCGGGGAAGAAUACUCUGGCAUCGCGCGAGCACAAACGAGUCUUCUACUCGAAUCGUGUCUCCGUCCUGGAUCACGACUGCCGAUUUCAGUAUACAUUUAUCAAAAGAUCACGGCUUACGCAGCUACUCAAGCGUUUUCCGUCGACGAUUGGCCUCACCUGAAAGGCUUAGAACUCGCGGAUCCCGAUCCGUCAAAUAAAGAAAAUAUUGAAGUAUUAAUCGGAGCCGACCUCUAUGGUUCAUUGCUACUCGGGCCAAUCCAAAGGGGGCCUCCCGGUUCCCCUACGGCGCAGUUAACGUCGUUAGGUUGGAUAGUUUCAGGCCCGGCAAAGUCAUUGGAUUUAGUAUCGCUUCAGGAAGCGACGGUUAUGUCUUGUGUGGCCGCUCCAUCUCUAGACGAGCUCAUUCAAAAAUUUUGGGAAACGGAGGAGAUUCCCUCUAAAAUCAUUUACUCUCCCGAAGAGGAGCUAUGCGAAACGCAUUUUAGUCAAACCCAUUCGCGGAAUGCGGACGGCCGUUAUAUUAUUCGAUUGCCAUUCCGAAAUAAUCAGCCUCCCGUUCUGGGCGAUAGUUAUAAUCUCGCUCAACGGUUGUAUUCCAAAACGGAACGACGAUUACUUCGCAAUAGCGACCUUGCUGCGGAAUACAAUAAAUUUCUCGCUGAAUACGAAGUUUUAGGGCACAUGGAACAGGUUCGCGAUUCCACCUCGCGCCGUCGGCCUGUUUAUCUCCCUCACCAUCCCGUGAUCCGGGAAAGCAGCUCGACAACCAAAGUGCGCGUUGUAUUUAACGCUUCGAGUGUCACGUCCAACGGCUUUACUCUGAAUGAUUGCUUAUUAGUUGGGCCUAAGCUUCAAAACGAUCUCGGCGGAGUUUUGCUGAAUUGGCGUUUCUAUCGUUACGUCUAUCUGGCGGACAUUGAAAAAAUGUUCCGUCAGAUCCUAGUACAUCCCGACGAUGUAGAUUACCAGAGAAUCGUCUGGAGACCGAAUCCGCAAAGUCCGGUCCUAUCGUACCGUCUCCUCACGGUUACAUACGGCACGGCUAGCGCACCGUAUCUCGCGAUCCGUGUUCGACAUCAGCUUGCCGACGAUGAGUCUCGUCGCUUUCCGCAAGCUGCAAAAAUCCUUAAAAAUUCGGCCUACGUGGACGAUCUCUUAUUUGGUGCGAAUGACAUCGCGUCCGCUAUACAAUUGCGCGCUCAGCUUAACGAUUUGAUGCAUUCCGGCGGAUUUCACUUGAGAAAAUGGGCGGCUAACGAUCCACAACUCUUGUCAAUUAUUCCAUCCGGCGAUCACGAGUUAUCAUGCGAUCACGCAUUUGAAGAAAAUACAAGUCUAAAGGUCCUUGGCGUCGCUUGGCGCCCGACCGACGAUGUAUUCUUUUUUCGAACCACAGAAUUCACGGAAUCGCGAACCACGAAGCGGACCGUCCUAUCAUUUAUCGCGCGGCUAUUCGACCCCUUAGGUUGGGCGUCGCCCGUCGUAAUUGUAGCGAAAAUACUGAUGCAGGAUCUGUGGCUUCAAAAAAUCGAUUGGGAUGAGAUUAUUCCCGCGUCACUUCUGCAAAGAUGGCAAGAUUACGUUAGCAGUCUUCCUAAGCUUUCUAAUUGCCGUAUGCCACGUUGGCUUAAUACCUACGAUCCCGAUCACGCGGUGGAGAUUCACGGAUUCGCCGACGCGUCACAGCGUGCCUACGCUGCUGUCGUCUAUUUACGGGUUCGCCACUCGCCUAAUCGAAUUUCGGUUUCGCUGCUCGCUGCCAAAUCAAAAGUGGCGCCCUUAAAAACGAUUGCCAUUCCCCGCCUGGAACUUAUGGCUAUCGUACUCCUAGCACGUUUAAUAAAUCACGUUUUAGGCGUGCUCGAGAAUCCGGAUAUACCGAUUUACGGCUGGACAGAUUCCACCGUCGCACUAGCGUGGGUCAGUCAACACCCCUCAAAAUGGCGAACGUUCGUCGCUACGCGAGUCUCCGAGAUUCAGACGAAAUUACCGACAGCGAAGUGGCAUCACGUGCCGACAAUCAGCAACCCCGCGGAUUGUGCUUCGCGCGGUAUUUCGGUAGAGGAGUUUCGCGUCCACCCGCUGUGGUGGUCAGGCCCGGCCUGGCUAAAAGAUCCUCCCGUCUCUUGGCCAGAGAGAAAAAAAUUGCAGGACAAAUUAUCGGACGAAAUAGAGUCAAACGUGAAUGCCGAAGUUCGCGUCGCUACCGUAGAUAAUUCAAAGUCCGCUCCGGCAGCGGAUAUAUUCAAUAUCCACGAAAAUUUUACGUCGUGGGGAAAAUUGCUUCGCGUCACAGGUCACGUGUUUCGUCUCUUUAGAACGCAUAAAACCAGCAACAAAGCGAGCGAAAUGGCGGCCGGGGUAUUGACGAGCCUUGAUGUCAAGAGAGCGCGGAUCUUCUGGAUCCAACGAUUACAAGCCCUAAGCUUCAAUGCCGAACUCAUCGCGUUGCGUGGGAAUUCUCCGCUAAGCAAAUCGAGUCCUCUGCGUUCGCUAACGCCGUUUCUUGACGAAAACGGCAUUAUUCGGCUUGGCGGGAGACUCCGCCACUCCUUACUCUCAUACGAUGAGAGAUUUCCGGUGAUCCUUCCGCGUCACCGCAUUACCGAAUUAAUUGUCGAUCAAGCUCACUUGCGAUCCUCGCACGGAGGUCCGCAACUUACUCUACGCGUAUUACGUCAAAAUUUCUGGAUUCUUGGUGCGAGAUCUCUUGUCAAAUUCCGAAUAAGAAAAUGUAUGACAUGCAUACGCGAAAGCGCGAGGACCGCAAGUCAGCUCAUGGGCGAUCUACCGUCACCGCGAGUGACGCCAUCGCCCACCUUUUCCCACUGCGGAAUAGAUUAUGCCGGCCCCUUACAAAUCAUACCGUAUGUCGGUCGCGGUCAGACCUCGCGGAAAUAUUACGUCUGCAUUUUCGUAUGUCUCGCAACUCGUGCGAUUCAUUUAGAGUAUGUCUCUGAUUACUCAUCGGAGGGCUUUCUUGCGGCCUUUCGAAGAUUCGUUAGUCGACGUGGACUUCCAUCCGAUGUCUAUAGCGACAAUGGUACGAAUUUUGUAGGGGCCGACCGUGAGUUGCGACUCGCAUUUAUAAAAACAUGUAAAGAUCGCGCCGUCCACGAUCACCUUGUCACUGACGGUGUACAGUGGCACUUUAUACCCGCGGCGUCUCCACAUUUCGGGGGACUCUGGGAGGCGGGAGUAAAGAGUUUUAAAUAUCAUUUAAAGCGCGUUAUCGGAGGUCAUACUCUGUCGCAGUUGGAAUUCGCGACUCUUUUGUGCCAAAUCGAAGCCUGCCUUAACUCCCGUCCUCUCGCCGCAUUGACAAGCGAUCCGGACUCCUUCGAGGCGCUCACACCGGGGCACUUCCUGAUAGGUCGCCCCCUUUUGAGUGCACCGGGAGAGUCUGUCUUAGAAAUUAAUGAGAAUCGUUUGUCAAGAUGGCAAAGGGUGCAGGCCAUGCACGAACAAUUUUGGAAAGCAUGGUCUUCUGAUUACUUGCACACGCUUCAUCAGAGGCAGAAAUGGCGAACGGUAGAACCACCGAUUAAAAUUAACGACCUCGUAAUAAUAAAAAACCCUCUGCUUCCCCCCGCUAAAUGGGACAUGGCCAGAGUCAUCGAGACACACCCUGGCCCAGAUGGUCACACGCGCGUCGUGACCGUUCGCACCGCGUCUUCAACGCUUAAGCGCCCGAUUACUAAAAUCUGCCCACUUAUUAGAACAGACGAGUAA